UAUUCUGGAGGAGAUUUCUUGAACUACUGUAAACAUUGGAUAACUUUCUUACCAACAGAACUGCCGUAGUCAUAUAUUGAAAUUUGGUCCCAAAGUAGACAGCAGUAAAGUUCACAUUUUUGACGGCGUAUUAUUAUAGAACGUUAUAGAACUUUCAGAAUUUCAGAAUGUGCAGAAGUUCAAAGGUUCAGAAUGUAAAGCUCACUAGACCCAUGUAGGUCGCGGUGUAAGGGCCGUGAAGGCUUACCCCUCAUACAUUCAUUCAGUUAUUCAUACAGAAUGUUGGUCAUAGAUGUAAUCAUUCUGUGUGCAAUUGCGCGAGUUAACAUUGGAUGAAACUUGUCCAUGGGUCGAAUUAGGCUGAAUUAGGUUACCAGUGGUCGAAGUGUUACCGUAAUUUUGUGCUAAUUUAAGGUAGCGAUAGGUUGGAUAUCGUGUGUUUAGUGUACUGUUUUUAAAACGAAAGGAGGGACAAGUAUGUAAAAACAGAGUUUAAUAAUAAUAUAUUAUAAAUGAAUUGUGAUGUGCAGGGCAUUAUCACGGUAACAGCGGAACAAAGUACAAUUUAAGGUUAGAAUGGAGGCUCGUGCUAGUUGAUGCGGUGACCUUUUGUCUGUGGUUUGUUAGGUUUCUACACCUUUUAACUCCGCCGCAACUAUAACUACUGUCCCAAGAUUUGAAAGGUGCAGUUAAUUUGGUACAGUUAUGACAGAACAGUUGUCUGGUGUGACAGUUGUCAUUAUCAUAGCAUGUGGUGUGCUUACUUUCAUUUUGUUUUUUCUUUUUGCCAAGAGACAAAUAAUGAGAUUUGCUCUACGAUCAAGGCGUGGACCACACGUUCCAAUAGGACAUGGAACAAAGAAAUCAUUGAAGAGAGAGGUUGAUCGAAGAAUAGAUGUUAUUCCACGUAUUGUAUAUGAGCCACAACUAAUAAAUGACAGUGAAUCUCGUUACAUUUUACAACCUGGCUCACAGUUGCCACCCCAUUACUUCAGGUUGAAAGCAGUUGAUGAUGUAAAACAACUAGAGCGAGAAAUUACAAAGCAGGACAGUUGCUUACUUCGCCAUCCUUCUGAAAAUCUCCGAGCAUACCUACUUAUGACACUAGCAGCACCACUUAAUGGCCUAGGUCAGAAACUUGUUCACCAAUUUUGUGACCUGUAUGAGCAUGCUCGGCAUGAUCCCAGUGAAUUUGGGGAUGAGGAGUAUCAGGUUUACUCCAAACUGCUUUUGAAACUGCUGGAUGCGGCAAAGCUGCUGAAAUCAUAUCCUAACAGCCGAAAGUCAAGCCCAAGUCGAACCCCUCUUAAAAGGGGCCAAGAAAAGUACCGCAGCUUUUUGGAAGCCAGACUGAGACCAGACGGGAAAUUAGCAGAUGAUGAGGUGCUAUGUGUGAAUGAGAAAGAUACAAGACCAGCUACUUUGUCAGUAUCUGUUGAUGAAAGUAAUGAGACUUCUGUUUGACAAGUGGAGAGAGUUUGUGGUUUGGACACAACGCUUAA
Cryptotermes secundus is the source of this 1502-nucleotide messenger RNA. RefSeq lists its product as uncharacterized. The coding region runs from base 706 to 1464 and encodes 252 amino acids. Lineage: Eukaryota; Metazoa; Arthropoda; Insecta; Blattodea; Kalotermitidae. The record is from RefSeq and is a predicted model, not a curated record. The transcript has 4 exons.